AUGAGAGUUAACUUGCAAGACGACAAGGAUGGUUUUACGUGCUCUCCGAGGCACGGGGGUGAAACACGCCAACUUACCAACUUCGGGCUAUUACUGAAGCUUACUAAACAGAAAGACACAAUAACUAAAUUUGGCCCGACCCGAGACUCGAAACCAGGACCUCUGGAUGUGCAGCCGUACUUGCUAGCCACUACCGAGUUAGAUUUACCUACUAUAGAACCC
Messenger RNA from Brenthis ino (lesser marbled fritillary), 222 nucleotides. Lineage: Eukaryota; Metazoa; Arthropoda; Insecta; Lepidoptera; Nymphalidae. The record is from the annotation of a GenBank genome assembly.